AUGGCAGGUUUAUCAUUUGACAAUUAUCAAAGAAAUAGUUUCCUAACGGAAAAUUCGCACACACAACCUAAGGCGACUUCCACUGGUACCACCAUUGUAGGCGUAAAAUUUAAUAACGGGGUGGUGAUUGCAGCAGAUACAAGGUCAACACAAGGUCCAAUUGUCGCAGACAAGAAUUGCGCGAAGUUGCAUAGAAUUUCCCCCAAAAUAUGGUGUGCUGGUGCCGGUACCGCCGCCGAUACUGAGGCAGUUACUCAGUUGAUCGGGUCUAACAUUGAAUUGCAUUCCUUAUACACUUCUAGAGAACCAAGAGUAGUCUCUGCUUUACAAAUGCUCAAGCAACACCUAUUUAAGUACCAAGGCCAUAUUGGUGCUUAUUUGAUUGUUGCUGGUGUAGACCCUACAGGAUCUCACUUGUUCUCAAUUCAUGCACAUGGUUCUACUGACGUGGGCUACUACCUUUCUUUAGGUUCUGGUUCUCUAGCGGCAAUGGCCGUGUUGGAAUCACACUGGAAGCAAGACCUUACAAAGGACGAAGCCAUCAAGUUGGCCUCUGAUGCAAUCCAGGCUGGUAUCUGGAAUGAUUUGGGGUCUGGUUCUAAUGUGGACGUGUGUGUCAUGGAAAUAGGUAAAGAUGCAGAAUACUUGAGAAAUUACUUAACUCCGAAUGUGAGAGAAUUAAAGCAAAAGAGCUACAAGUUCCCCAGGGGCACAACUGCUGUGCUGAAGGAAAGUAUUGUCAACAUUUGUGACAUACAAGAAGAACAAAUCGACAUAACAGCGUGA
Saccharomyces paradoxus is the source of this 786-nucleotide messenger RNA. RefSeq names its product proteasome core particle subunit beta 2 (gene PUP1). The record is from RefSeq and is a predicted model, not a curated record. Gene Ontology annotation, cellular component: proteasome core complex. The coding region runs from base 1 to 786 and encodes 261 amino acids. Lineage: Eukaryota; Fungi; Ascomycota; Saccharomycetes; Saccharomycetales; Saccharomycetaceae. Gene Ontology annotation, molecular function: threonine-type endopeptidase activity. The transcript has a single exon.